AUGGAGGAGUGGGACGCGAGGCCCUGCAGCGCACUGGGCCCCUCGCCCCCUCCUCCAGCAGUCCACCGGCCGUGCUGUGCCGUCCCUGCCCACACUGACCCCGUGUGGCCGGGCCGCUCCGCGCCCCCGGGCUUCUCUGUUAUGGUAGGGUCGCCUCAACCCCGAGUUGUCGUCGGGUCUUCACGGCCUCGAGUUAUUGUAGGAACUAUCCGGCCCCGGGUUAUUGUAGGGUCUGCACGGGCUCGGGUCCCCCCAGACGGGACUCCACGCCCCAACUUGGCGGCCGAGGGGUCUCCUCGCCCCCGAGUCGUCCUGGGGACGCCUCGGGCCCGGGUGAUUGUGGGUUCGCCCCGGCCCCGGGUGAUUGUCUCAUCCCCGUGGCCCGCGGUGGUUGUAGCGUCCCCGAGGCCACGGGCUCCCGUAGGUUCCCCGUGGCCCCGAGUUAUAGUCGGGACCCCUCGGUCGCGGGUGAUUGUCGGGUCUCCACAGGCCCGGGUCGCUGGGGCGGAUCAGGCCUCCGCGCCUUCUCAGGGCUCCCCGCAAGGCCGCAGGCAAGAUGAACAUUCUGGCGCCGGUGCGGAGGGACCGCGUCCUGACGGAGCUGCCCCAGGUAGGCGCCAGGGCCACGUCGGGCUUCUGGCUGCGGUGGGUGUGGGCGGGGAGCAGGCGGCACCAAAGCAGUAA
Kogia breviceps (pygmy sperm whale) is the source of this 684-nucleotide messenger RNA. RefSeq names its product ras-related protein Rab-34-like. The record is from RefSeq and is a predicted model, not a curated record. Lineage: Eukaryota; Metazoa; Chordata; Mammalia; Artiodactyla; Physeteridae.